AUGGCUGAUCUUUUGAACGUUCCACCAGAAGACAGAGUGGGUCUCAAGGUUAGAGAUUUAACAGUCACAACGAAACCUACCACUAACAAAAAGAAGAAUCAAUAUGAUGAAGAGAAAGAUGCUGCCAAAUCUCCUUGUAUCCUAAACAAUGUUUCCUUUGAUGUUGAAGCCGGAUCGAUGAUGGCGAUCAUGGGGGGUUCUGGAUCAGGUAAGACCACAUUGUUAAACACGUUAUCAGGUCGGAUGAAUGUUAAGAAUAAGAAUUUGCAAUUUGAUGGGUUUAUUAACUAUUCAGCUGGUGGUGGUGGUGGUGGGAGUCAAUUGACUCAUGUUUCAUCCGCAUAUUUGCUUCAAACAGAUCAUUUCUUACCGGGUUUAACCGUUCUUGAGACCUUGAAGUUCCAAGCGGAGUUACGAAUCUGGUCUAGUAGUUCAGAGGAACGACUUGAGUUGAUCAACUUGUUAUUAGAGAAGUUGGAGUUGACUCAUUUGGCUUCAACUUUGGUGGUGGACUUUACGCACAAGAUCCAUUUGUCCGGUGGUGAAAGACGUCGUUUAUCACUUGCAAUCCAAUUGUUAAGUAGACCCAAAGUCUUAUUCCUUGAUGAACCUACCACGGGGUUGGAUCUGAGCUCCUCCUUGAAGUUGAUUGGCUUGCUUCAAAAGUUCUGCCAGUCACAGGGGAUCACGGUGAUUCUCUCCAUUCACCAACCAAGAUUGGAAAUCACAAACAUGUUUGAUAACAUCUGCUUGCUUACCAGAGGUGGAAGAGUUAUCUAUUACGGUAAUAUUGCCCAAUCCCAAGUCUACUUCAAUGAUCUUAUUCCCCAAGGUUCACUUAGCAACUUGACUUACUCCAACUUUAUUGACUACAUUAUAGAUUUAUCCGUUAAAGACACUUCAACAGAACAAACAGAACAGGCAACCGUUGAUAGAAUCAAUCGUUUGGUGGAGAACUGGACCUCUACAAGAUCUUUUGAUGAUGAACAUAUGGGCAGUACAAAUCAAUUAAAGACGUUGGAGUCAGUCAUUCUUGGAGAUAAGGCUGCUCUUCCCUUCUAUGCCGAAAUAUAUGUUUUGACCAAGAGAAGCUUCAUCACAACUUACAGAGACUACAUGUCUGUGCUUUCACUUGUGCUUGGUGGAGCCUUCCUUGCCAUUUUAUGUGGUUGGAUCUUCUUCAGACCCACACCUGAUUUGGCUGGUAUCAGAUCUUUAACCUCAGUGUUGUAUGUUAUGCUUGAAGUCAUUGGGUUCAGUCCUUUGUUCAUUGAGUUGGAAAGAUUGUGUUACAUCGAUGGGCCCAACUAUGUCAGAGAAAGAACAGAUAAUGUUGUGAGCCCCUUGGGGUUCUUGAUCUCCAGAAGAUUAGGCAAGUUGUUUUUGGAAGACUUACCUACUUCUAUAUUGUUUGGAAUCAUUACUUUCUAUAUGUGGGGAUUGAACUCAGGCACAAGACAAUUUUUCAUUUAUUUGGUGUUCACGGUAGUUAAUUAUUUGACUGGGGUAUCUGUUGCAAUGGUGGCAUAUGCUUUGGCUACUAGUUUCCCUUUAUCAAUUGUUAUUGUAAACAUUACUUAUCAAAUUAUGAAUUUAGGAAGUGGUUAUUUUAUUAAUGCUUCCACAAUGCCUGUCUACGUUAGAUGGGUAAAGUAUAUUGCUUAUUUUUACUACAGUAUGGAAGGACUUGCUUCGAAUCAAUUUACGAAUUGGUACGGUGCUUGUACUGCUGAUGAUCCUCAAUGUGCUGAAUUGAGUGGCUCAAGCGUUUUGAGGAACCUUGGAUUUAAAGAGAAUUACGUUAAUAUUCCCAUAGUUAUUAUUGUUGCCUUCACUAUUGGGCUUCAGUUGAUUGCAUGGGUACAGCUUUACUUCAAGUCGCCUGAAAUGAGUAUGGUGAAAGAAAAGAGGAACAAGAUUGGUGGUAAUGCUGAUGAUGAAUUAUUAUUGGGCAGUAAAGAAUCAGUAGAAGAAGCUGAUCCUUCGAUCGUUGAACAGGAACUUAAAAACACCGAAUUGGAACGGAAAGAAGACUUGAACUCUUUGGAAUUAAACUUGGCUGAAGUUUCUCUAGUUAUUAAAGCCGGUAGAGGUGAAUCUAAGGUCUUACUUGAGAAUAUUCUGGCCCAUUUCAAGGGAAGUGGGUUAAAUGCUAUUAUGGGACCAUCUGGAAGUGGUAAGACUACUUUGCUUAACUAUUUGACCAACAGAUUAUCCACCAAGAUGAAGGUAGAAGAUCUUACAGGGUCUCUUUAUUUGAAUGAUUACUUGGUUAAGGAUACGAAGUCUCUUAUGAAGAUUUCGUCGAUUGUUCCUCAACAAGAUUACUUGCUUCCAACUUUAACUGUACGGGAAACACUAUUCUAUCAAGCUAAAUUGAGAUUGCCACUUGAAGAACACAAGAACAUUCCUAAUUUAAUUAGUUCAUUGAUUAGAAAGACCGGACUUACAGAUUGUGCUGAUUUAAUGAUUGGAAAUGAAGACGUUAAAGGUAUUUCUGGAGGAGAAAAGAGAAGACUUACGAUUGCCAUUCAAUUAUUGAACCGGUCAAAGAUUUUAUUUCUUGAUGAACCUACCUCUGGUCUUGACUCUGCUACGGCUACAAGUAUUUUGCAAUUGUUAAAGGACUUGGCCCAACACAAUGACUACACAGUGGUUUGUACUAUCCAUCAACCCAACCAAGAUAUGUUAAGCAUGUUCCAGAACAUCUUACUUCUUGGUAGAGGUGGUAAAGCUCUCUUCAAUGGUGCACCUUCGAAGAUAAGCUCUUAUUUUGAAAGCAUAGGAUACCCUAUUGUUGGAGCUGAUUCCAUUCUACAAGCUGCUCAAUUGAAGAAAGACAACCAAUCUGAUGCUGGGGUGAGUAACAAUAAUAUUGCAGAUGCUAUGCUUGAUUUGGUAGGGAAACAAAUCAAUGAAACCCUUGAAGACUCCCAAAAACGGGUAAUUGAACUUGCUAAGAUUUGGUGUCAAGAACAAACCAAUUUUUCACUAAAAACCACCGCCAAAGAUCUAUUAAUAGAAGAGUCCCCUACCACCAAGUUGUUUCCUAGUUCACAGUUUGAAAGGAAGAGAAACCCUAUGUUUUCACAAAUCACCACACUUACUAGGAGACAGUUUGUUAACUCCAUACGGUCGUUUGACGUUGUGUUUGCAAGGUACGUGCUGGUUAUAUUUUUGGCCAUUAUCUACGUAUUAUUUUUCACUCCACUUCGUCUGACUCAAGAUGGAAUCAAUAACCGGUUGGGUCUCGUGCAAGAAGUUCUACUCUUGUACUAUGUUGGUUUAGUGAACAAUCUUUCGUUAUAUCCGUUCGAAAGAGACCUCUUCUACACUGAAUACAGAGAUGGUAUCUAUGGGGCUGGUGAGUUCAUGGCUGCAUAUGCUAUUAAUGAAUUUCCGGCAGAAUUCCUUCCCUCAAUUGUGUUUAGCGUGUUAUGUGUGUUCUCCAUUGGGUUACCUAGAUCGAAUGAAAUGUUUUGGAGCUUCUUUAUAUGUUCCUUUGUGGUGAUUCUGUGUGGUGAAUCCUUAGGUAUCAUGGUUAACUCGGUCUUCAACCACUUGGGAUUGGCAACAAACUUGCUAUCUUCAUUGGUAAUUGUGGCUAUCUUCAUGGGUGGUACAAUGUCGUUGCAGUUACCUCCAUUCUUUAAAGCCUGGAACUACAUUAGUCCUUUGAAAUAUGCUUCGGAAAUUUUAAUGAAGAAGAUCUUCCAUGAGAGUACGACAUUCAGUUGUUCAGUGGGAAAAGUCACUGACGACUUCAGUUCUUGUACUUUAACCUCGGGUCCUAUCGUGUUGGAAAAUUACGGAUUUGUUCAUCAAUUGCCUGCUUUUUUUGGUGGCUUAAUUGCUUGUCUUGUGCUCUACAGAGUGUAUUGUGAAGUUUCCCUUCAUGCACAUGACGGGUUCGUCCCCUCGCCUCUGAGGAAACCAUCCAGUAACGUUGCCAGUGGCAACAACGUCAAUAAUAUUAAUGAAGGGACUUUCAACUCAAACGAUCCAAGCGUGGAAGAGUUUGAUUAUGUGGCACAUAUCAGACGUAUUUCUCAAGCAGCAGAUUUCGCCGGUACCGGCGCAGGUUCCAAUUUCCUUUCGUCAUACAUAUCGUCCCUUGAGUCCACUCUCAAACGAGACUACGAUAAGGAAGACAUCAAAUCAGAAUCCGUGGACUCCAAGAGUCCGCCAAUAGCACAUGUUGGUGGUAACAGAAAGGGAUCGGAAACCAAGCGAAUCCUUCAAUGUACAAACUGUUGGACCAAAUCCACUCCACUCUGGAGGAAAUCAAAUGCUGGAGAGCUAUUGUGCAAUGCCUGUGGAUUAUUCUACAAAUUACACGGAGUGCUCCGUCCUUUGAACCAACGCAACAAUAAUAAUAUCAACAACAAUCAUGCAACUCAUAUGGGACAUACUGGAUCUACCAAUGCUUCCGCAACACUGUCAGCAUACUCUCGAGACAAAAGAUGGGAUGUGGACAUGGAAACAGACACUCCACUAUCAAGGUCGCUUCCAACAGGUAUGGUAAACGACAAUGGGAUUGCUUUAGGGAUGUCCAUGACUAUGAGUCAGGGCCCAGAGUUCCAAGCAGCCAACGGGAACGUGGAUGAAAUUGAUAAAUUGUUGAACAUCAAUUUAUUUCAAAGUGAAUCCUUCACUAUAGGAGGAAACAGUGACCAGAAUCCCAUCGACAACAGCAUUAACAAUAAUAGCAACGGUGGUGCUGUGGACUACUCACAUAUGUCGACAUUCGGAGACGAAAUACUAUUUGAUCAAGUAAUGUCUCUGGCAAGUGGGGGUUCAGGUAUGGCCCCUACCACCGGUAACGGAGCAACGGAAAUGGACUCUAGUUGGAAUUGGUUAGACUUUGAACCUGCUGCUACCAAUGGGUAA
This is a messenger RNA of Lizanozyma spartinae, 4890 nucleotides long. RefSeq lists its product as uncharacterized. NCBI's taxonomy places the organism in Eukaryota, Fungi, Ascomycota, Pichiomycetes, Serinales, Debaryomycetaceae. The transcript is spliced from 5 exons. The coding region runs from base 1 to 4890 and encodes 1629 amino acids. The record is from RefSeq and is a predicted model, not a curated record. Gene Ontology annotation, cellular component: membrane. Gene Ontology annotation, molecular function: ATP hydrolysis activity; zinc ion binding; ATP binding. Gene Ontology annotation, biological process: regulation of DNA-templated transcription.